This is a messenger RNA of Zonotrichia albicollis (white-throated sparrow), 3453 nucleotides long. The record is from RefSeq and is a predicted model, not a curated record. Lineage: Eukaryota; Metazoa; Chordata; Aves; Passeriformes; Passerellidae.
AUGGUUGAGUGCCUGAAGCUAAAGGAAGCCUUGGACAACUGCUUGGAGAAGCCAGUGACAUUCUAUUUUGUGCCUUUUUUUUUUCCAGGUGGUGCACUGUCAGAUGUGGAGUCUUUUGUAGUGAAUAAAGGGGAGGAAUUAAGGCUGACGUGCAACGAGGAGGGACCUGUGACUUGGAAUUUCCAGAGCUCGGACCCAUCAGCAAAAGCAAAGAGUUCCAGCGAGAAGGAGUGGUACACCAAAAAUGCAACAGUCAGAGACAUAGGCACAUACACGUGUAGAAGCAAAGGGAGUAUUGUCUCCUCUUACUAUGUUUUUGUUAAAGAUCCAAAUGUGCUCUUCCUUGUUGAUUCUCUGGUCUAUGGAAAAGAAGACAGUGACAUCCUGCUAGUGUGUCCACUAACAGAUCCAAAUGUUACAAAUUUCACACUGAAAAGGUGUGAUGGCAAACGUCUCCCCAAAAAUAUGACGUUCAUUCCAAAUCCCCAGAAAGGCAUCGUUAUAAAGAAUGUGCAGAGGUCAUUCAAGGGCUGCUACCAGUGCUUGGCCAAGCACAAUGGAGUUGAGAAGAUAUCAGAGAUGAUUUUUUUGAAUGUGAGACCAGUUCACAAAACUCUUCCUGUCGUCACCUUAUCAAAAAGCUAUGAGCUUCUCAAAGAAGGGGAAGAUUUUGAAGUUACAUGCAUAAUCACGGAUGUGGAUAGCAGUGUACAAUCUAGUUGGAUUCCUCUCAAAAGUGGGGGUAUUACAACCAAAAGCAGAAAUUUGCGUGAUUAUGGAUACGAAAGGAAAUUAACAUUGAACAUCCGUUCAGUGGGAGUUAAUGAUUCUGGAGAAUUCACAUGCCAAGCACAAAACUCUUUUGGAAAAACGAAUGCCACAGUAACCUUGAAGGCUCUAGCUAAAGGAUUUGUCCGCUUGUUUGCAACAAUGAAUACCACAAUAGAUAUAAAUGCAGGACAAAAUGGAAACUUAACAGUUGAAUAUGAGGCAUAUCCAAAACCAAAGGAAGAAGUCUGGAUGUACAUGAACGAAACAUUACAGAAUUCCUCAGACCAUGAUGUCAAGUUCAAGACUGUGGGCAAUAACAGUUACACAAGUGAACUUCACCUUACACGCUUAAAAGGAACAGAAGGAGGCAUUUACACAUUUUUUGUGUCCAACUCUGAUGCCAGCUCCUCUGUAACAUUUAAUGUCUAUGUGAAAACAAAGCCUGAGAUUCUCACUCUGGAUAUACUUAGCAAUGGUGUUCUCCAGUGUGUAGCUGCUGGAUUCCCAGCCCCUACUAUAUACUGGUACUUUUGCCCAGGAACUGAGCAGAGGUGUUUUGAUUCACCAACAAUAUCCCCCAUGGAUGUCAAAGUUGGUUACACAAAUUCAUCAGCCCCGUCAUUUGAGCGGAUCCUGGUUGAAAGCACCAUUAAUGCCAGCAUGUUCAGGAGCACCGGCACCGUGUGCUGUGAGGCCUCCAGCAAUGGGGACAGAAGCUCUGCUUUCUUCAACUUUGCUAUUAAAGAGCAAAUCCGUACACAUACCCUUUUCACCCCUUUACUAACUGCAUUUGGAGUUGCUGCAGGACUGAUGUGCAUCAUAGUCAUGAUCCUGGUGUACAUAUAUUUGCAGAAACCCAAGUAUGAAGUUCAGUGGAAAGUUGUUGAAGAAAUAAAUGGAAACAACUAUGUUUACAUAGAUCCAACGCAACUUCCUUAUGAUCACAAAUGGGAAUUUCCUAGAAACCGUUUAAGUUUUGGUAAAACCCUUGGCGCUGGAGCUUUUGGGAAAGUUGUUGAAGCCACUGCUUAUGGUUUAUUUAAGUCUGAUGCUGCUAUGACGGUAGCAGUAAAGAUGUUGAAAACCAGUGCCCAUUUAACAGAGAGAGAAGCCUUGAUGUCAGAGCUCAAAGUGCUGAGUUACCUUGGAAACCACAUUAAUAUUGUGAAUCUGCUUGGAGCUUGCACUAUUGGAGGGCCCACUCUGGUCAUUACAGAAUAUUGCUGUUAUGGUGAUCUUUUGAAUUUUCUGAGACGGAAACGAGAUUCAUUUAUUUGUCCAAAACAUGAAGAACAUGCAGAGGCAGCUGUUUAUGAGAACCUUUUGCAUCAGUCAGAGCCUGCAGCUGAUGUUGCCAAUGAGUACAUGGACAUGAAACCAGGAGUGUCAUAUGCAGUCCCACCAAAGGCUGACAAAAAACGGCCUGUGAAGUCUGGAUCCUACACUGAUCAGGAUGUUACCCUUUCUAUGCCGGAAGAUGAUGAACUUGCUUUAGAUGUAGAAGAUCUGCUAAGUUUUUCUUACCAGGUGGCAAAGGGCAUGAGCUUCCUUGCCUCCAAAAACUGCAUUCAUAGGGAUCUGGCCGCAAGAAAUAUUCUUCUGACUCAUGGUCGAAUUACAAAAAUCUGUGACUUUGGCCUGGCGAGAGAUAUAAGGAAUGACUCCAAUUACGUGGUCAAAGGAAAUGCUCGUCUUCCCGUGAAGUGGAUGGCACCUGAAAGUAUUUUCAAUUGCGUCUACACCUUUGAGAGUGACGUCUGGUCUUACGGGAUAUUGCUUUGGGAGCUCUUUUCUUUAGGAAGCAGCCCCUAUCCAGGGAUACCUGUGGACUCCAAGUUCUAUAAAAUGAUCAAAGAAGGAUACAGGAUGUUCAGCCCUGAGUGUGCACCACCUGAAAUGUAUGACAUAAUGAAGAGUUGCUGGGAUGCUGAUCCCUUGCAGAGACCCACAUUUAAACAAAUUGUACAAAUGAUAGAGCAGCAGCUUUCAGAUAAUGCCCCCCGGGUUUAUGCCAACUUCUCAACCCCACCUUCCAGCCAAGGAAAUGCUCCAGAUCACUCUGUGAGGAUUAACUCGGUGGGCAGCAGUGCUUCCUCGACUCAGCCUCUCCUGGUACGCGAAGAUGUUUGAAUGGCAUGUGAAGAAGAGGAGAUCAGAUGUGUUAGCUGUUUGUAUUGUGCAGGGGCUGAGAGAGGGACAACUUCAGUAAUUUCUCUUUCUUUUACUCACUACUACCACUGUGUAGCUGAAAUGUUGUUGUAAUACUGUCCUUUACCAUGCACUGUUAUACAUAAACUUAAUCUGCUGAGCACGGUUACAGGCAUCAUUGCAGUGUUAAUUGAAGCUGUAUAUAUUUUGCUAUAUUGUGUGUAUUUGCAGUAGAGAGCCAGAUGUGAAAAAAACAUCCAACAAAAGAAAUCCUAAGCCAGGGUGUGGAGUUAGAUGACUGUAGAUCAAACCAAAUCUGCAGUGGUUAGUCUCUGGAUCUGUGCCUGGAAUGCAUACAGUCAUUUUCUUGUUAAUCUUGUUUUUCUGAAUUUCUGAAAUAAACAAGUGUUAAGUUAAUGGUUUUGUAAACCCCUUUCCACAUCCAGCCAAGCCUGAAAGGCUUUCUCAGGCAGGUAUUAUAGUUUGGAGGCCAAUGAGGGUGCUGUAUUUACCUGGGAAAAAGAGGUGAAGGAA